CAGCGGGGACAUGGACGCCGCGACCCGCCUGGCUCUGCGGCUGCGGGCGGCGCUGCGGGAGGAGGAGCCGAGGGCCGUGGAGGACCUGCUGCGCCGCGGCGCGAACCCCAACUUGGUGCUGGCGGACGGCGUGGCGGCCGUGCACCUGGCUGCGGGCGCCCGGCGCGCGCGCGGCCUGCGCUGCCUUGGGGCGCUGCUGCGCGGCGGCGGAGACCCCGACACUCGAUCCGCGGAGGCGCUGACCCCGGUGCACGUGGCCGCGGCCUGGGGCUGCCGCGGGGCCCUGGAGCUCCUGCUGAGCCGAGGCGCCGACCCCGAGCUGCGCGACCAGGACGGACUCCGCGCCCUGGACCUGGCCGAGCGGCUGGGGCAGGCGGACUGCGCGCGCAUCCUGCGGGAGCGAGGCCUGCGGGAGCCGGGCCUGGCGGGGACCCCGCGCCGGGAGCCGGAGGAGCCGGAGCGCCCCCGCGUCUCAGGCCCUGCAGCGCUGGUCUCCACAGCUCUCCGGACCCCCCUGGGCGAGGCGCGCAGCCCAGACACCUCACCCGUAGGCUGGGACUGCAGCUCCGAUGCCUCUUUUGUCACCGCAGUGGAGGACCCAGACCAAGACAGAACUGCCCGCGGGGCCGGGUCACUGACCCAGACCUCGCAGGGGGCACCGGGUGUGCCUCCUCCUCGGGGGGACACAGACUCUGCAGGUCGCCCACUGUGGUCGGCCGGACAGGAGACAGAGCUGGGUGCCCAGCUCCAGGCUCUGACCCUCACCUCCCCAGAGGACGCGGCUGGCCAGCCUCCCCUCUGCUCUCCAGCCCUGCCUGAUGGGAGCCCAGUACACAGCCCUCCUCAAGGACCACUGCCUGCCUCCCCCCACUUCCAGACAUCCUUUGAUAAUGACGUGGCAGCCCUGUGGCUGACAGAAGAUGAGGAGGGGGCCUCUGGGGCCGGGGACUCUGUCCUUUCUUUCCAGUCUCAGCCCGUCUCUGCCAUGUCAGACCUGGAGCUGCUGCGGGCACUCCGAGCCCUGGGCACCAGUCCUGGCCCCAUCACACCCUUCACCCGGCCACACUAUCUCCGCCGUCUGGAAGAAGCCUACGCUGCUUCUGGCCCAGAUUUUUCAGGACACAGCCCACAGCUGGCUGAGGCCCUACGAACAGGCUGUGUCCCAGACUCCCAGGCAGAUGAAGACUGCCUUGCCCUGCAAUUUGGACGGCCUAAUCCCUCAAAGAGGUGGCGGGAGGGGACUGCGAAGUCCAGCUUCGUAUAUCUGCUGCUGGACCCCAGGGAAACACAAGACCUGCCAGCUCGAGCCUUCUCACUGACCCCGGCUGAGCGCCUUCAGACUUUUGUUCGAGCCAUUUUCUAUGUGGGCAAGGGGACACGCACCCGGCCAGAUGUUCACCUCUGGGAGGCCCUUGGGUAUCGAGGGCAGCCAAGAAAACAAGCCUGCCCCAAGGUGAGGCAGAUCCUGGACAUCUGGGACAGUGGCCGUGGUGUCGUCUCCCUGCACUGCUUCCAGCACGUGGUGGCUGUGGAGGCGUACACGAGAGAGGCGUGUCUCCUGGAUGCCCUAGGAAUCCAGAGGCUGACCAACCAGAAACAAGGGCACUACUAUGGAGUGGUGGCGAGCUGGCCACCUUCUCGGCGCCGGCGCCUGGGGGUUCACCUGCUGCAUCGUGCCCUCCUGGUCUUCCUUGCUGAAGGGGAGCGAGAGCUGCGGCCUCCGGACAUCCAGGCCUAUGGCUAACCCUACACCCUUGGCAGCCCAGAGGAGAGUGGGCGUGCAGACGUCUGGGGCCAAAGACAUCCCACCCCACCACACACAGGCCCACGCGUGGCCCUGAGUUCCCCAUCAUGGGAGGAACUGGAAGGAGCACUCACUGCGUGUCUUCCUGGAUGGCCUGCUGUCACCUCCCAAGCACAGGCGGAGGUCACUCUGGUCCUGUUUGGGACUGAGCCAGUGUGGGCUGUGUGUGGGCCCUAGCAGGGGUCCUUCAGGGGACUCAAUAAAGACAUGAUGGUGA
This is a messenger RNA of Dipodomys spectabilis (banner-tailed kangaroo rat), 2021 nucleotides long. RefSeq names its product ankyrin repeat and LEM domain containing 1 (gene Ankle1). The coding region runs from base 11 to 1744 and encodes 577 amino acids. The transcript is spliced from 9 exons. NCBI's taxonomy places the organism in Eukaryota, Metazoa, Chordata, Mammalia, Rodentia, Heteromyidae. Gene Ontology annotation, molecular function: endonuclease activity; protein binding. The record is from RefSeq and is a predicted model, not a curated record.